This is a messenger RNA of Cyclopterus lumpus (lumpfish), 4789 nucleotides long. It is a transcript of the gene glsb, whose product is annotated as glutaminase b. NCBI's taxonomy places the organism in Eukaryota, Metazoa, Chordata, Actinopteri, Perciformes, Cyclopteridae. The transcript is spliced from 15 exons. The record is from RefSeq and is a predicted model, not a curated record. Gene Ontology annotation, biological process: L-glutamine catabolic process. Gene Ontology annotation, molecular function: protein binding; glutaminase activity. The coding region runs from base 145 to 1872 and encodes 575 amino acids.
GGAACGCCGGUGUUUCUGAGUCAUCGCACCUCAGUCAGUGAACGUGGUAGCAGACGCAACGGCCGUUUAGUCGCUACCGGAUAUUUUUGGAACCACGACUUUUCUUCCCCCCCCCCCUUCCCAUAAUUGCCCGACAGGAUUGAGAUGUUACAUUUUAGGUCUUCGGCAGUGCUGAAGGAGUUGUUUGAAGCCACCCUCAAGCGUCCCUUGUCCGGCUCGAGACAGAAGACCUGGUUACCGACCCGCCACUGCCGCUUCGGCACCGCCUCCGUUGAUGCCAGAGCCGCGUCCGCUCGACUGAAGGUCCUCUAUGCCGCGACGCCCUACCCGGCGCUCCUCCGCGCCGCGCCGCGCGCCGCCUCGUUCCGGUCGUACUGCACGAAGACGGAGGGCGCCGCGGAGCUGCUGGACGAGCAGCUGAAGAAGGACGGGGUCGCCGGCGGAGAAGAAUCCAGUGACAAGAGAAAAAAUGCGCUCCCCAGUUUGGAGGACUUGCUCUUCCACACAGUCGCAGAAGGUCAAGAGAAGAUUCCUGCCCAUAAAUUUCUCACAGCGCUCAAAGCCACCGGGCUUCGCACUGGAGAUCCCAGACUGAAGGAAUGCAUGGACACCCUCAAAGAAACCCUGAGGAACACGUCAGACGGCGUUACACUGGACAGGCACCUAUUCAAGAAGUGUGUCCAGAGCAACAUUGUCCUGCUCACUCAGGCCUUCCGCAAGAAGUUCGUCAUCCCAGACUUCCAGUCCUUCACCUCCCAUAUUGAUGAGCUGUAUGAGAGUGCCAAAAAACUCUCUGGAGGACAGGUCGCCGACUACAUUCCUCAGCUUGCCAAGUUCAGCCCUGACCUGUGGGCCGUCUCCCUGUGCACAGUUGACGGACAGAGGCACACGGUAGGCGACACCAAGGUCCCCUUCUGCCUGCAGUCCUGUGUCAAGCCUCUGAAGUACGCCGUCGCCGUUCACGACCACAGCACGGAGUACGUGCACAGUUUCAUUGGGAAGGAGCCCAGUGGCCUGCGCUUUAACAAGCUCUUCCUGGAUGAUGAUGAUAAGCCCCACAACCCCAUGGUCAAUGCUGGCGCUAUUGUUUGUACUUCACUGAUUAAGCAAGGUGCAAGCAACGCCGAGCGAUUUGACUAUGUCAUGAACUUUCUGAAAAAAAUGGCAGGAAACGAGUAUGUGGGUUUCAGCAAUGCCACAUUCCAGUCUGAGCGUGAGUCAGGAGACAGGAACUUUGCCAUCGGCUACUACCUGAAAGAAAAAAAGUGUUUCCCAGAAGGGACGGACAUGACAUCUGUACUGGACUUCUACUUUCAACUGUGUUCCAUCGAGGUGACCUGCGAGAGCGCCAGUGUCAUGGCGGCCACCCUGGCUAACGGGGGCAUCUGCCCAAUAUCGGGUGAGCGCGUGCUGAGCCCCGAGGCGGUGAGGAACACCUUGAGCCUGAUGCACUCCUGCGGCAUGUACGACUUCUCUGGACAAUUCGCCUUCCAUGUCGGCCUGCCGGCCAAGUCUGGCGUAGCGGGGGGGAUCCUGCUGGUUGUACCCAACGUGAUGGGCAUCAUGUGCUGGUCCCCUCCACUAGACAAGCUGGGCAACUCGGUCAGAGGAAUACAGUUCUGCACGGACCUCGUGGAGCUUUUCAACUUCCACAACUAUGACAACUUGAGGCACUUUACCAAAAAGCACGACCCCCGCAGAGAAGGAGGGGACCAGCGGCAGUUCUCCUUCGGACCCCUGGAUUACGAGAGCCUCCAGCAAGAGCUCGCUCUGAAAGCCCCUCUUUGGAAAAAGGUGUCGCCCACUGAGUCGCACCAGGACAGCUCCACCACUGUAGUCUAUAGGAUGGACAAUGUCACCGAGAGAAAUUAACCGCCUACACACCCACCUCUCGCACCACCACCACCACCUUUUCAUGUUUAAUUACAUUAUGUAGAUUUAUUUAUUGCCUGUGAAGCAGUUGGUGUGUGUGGAUGCACUGGGACGCUGUGAAUGUCUGGGCUACAUGAUGUAGUUUAUCAUAAUAAUAAUAAUAAAAAUAAAAAAGAGCCAUGAAGGGAUUUUAAUAUUUCAGAUGUGAAGGCUUAUUGUCUUAUUAUCUGAGUCACUUACUUGGACCAAAGCGCUUCUGGUCCUUUUUUGUAGUUUAAAUUUUUUAAAGUAGAACAACAUUCAAGCACUUGUACCAUUUUUAUAUGGUUUCACUCUGAAAUGCUUUAUGCUAGCCUAAAGAUGUCUGAAGAAAAAUAAAUACAGACAUUUGCAAUCUGAGAUUAGGAGGGAACCCCCCCCCUCCCAUUGGAGGCACUUUAUAUGCAAAAUAUUACAGGAGAUUUCUACGGCACAUUUGUACGUGUUCAUUCAUUUGAAAUACUUUGACAUUCAGCAUCAUUUGUGCCUCCCUUCAUACCUUUUUUUUUUUUUUUAAAAAGAAAGAAGAAUACAGAAUCAACGUUAACUUAAAUAGACGUUAAAACACACUCACACAGAAUGAACAGAGAUAUGAAGGAAUAAGAAAAGGACUUAAGUUUUUUCUGAUUUAUACUAUGAUAAUGUGGAGAAAGAAAGUUGUGUGUGGCUGGGUGCCAUGUUUAUCAACGUUGGUAUCAGUUAGCAGAUGGGCGCCGUGUGAUCAUUGCCACGCCCCUCCCCCUCAUAGCCGCCUGACCAUGCGUCAUACCACCUUUAACGUCUCUGCUGCCAACGUGGCUGCAGGGCUCGUCUGGGCUGCGCGGCAAUAUGUCGAAACAGGAAGAAUUUAAAAUAAAACAAUGGUUGAGAUGAUUUAUGGUUUAAAGUGGAAAAAGCAGCAGAAGCAGCAGUUUUUAGGGGGGAGGGGUGAUAGUACGCUGAUCCAGAAAUGUUAUCCAUAUAAACCAAAAAGUGUAUUUUGAGCAUCAGAAUGCCAACACACACACAGAGAGACACACACACACACACACACACAAGUAUUCCGUAUUGUUUGUAAAGUUCUCAAAAGUCUUACUCUUCCAGUAAGCGUGUACAUUAUCAAAACGUCUUACCGUAUACAUAACUACUGUUCCUCCUGAAUGUACAUAGUGUCGUUAAUCCUGAACAGCAGACCAGAACACACUUCCGACGUUCCACAUUUUGUAACGCCGUCUUGCAGCAGCUAGAUGUGGGUUUUUUCGGGGUUAAUAAUCUUGUUUGUGAAAUCAUUGUUGAAACUGUCGCGCCGUGUUUGACCAGCACUCACAGUGACGACUGCUGGAGCCAACGACAUGUCGUGUUAAUCACGUCAUGGACUUCUGUUAACGUAACUUCUUGUUUUUAAUGUUUCUUUGCUCAUUGUUUUUUUUUGUGAAAGUACAAAAGUAUUCAAAAGCCUCCGUCGUCAGUAACGCUAGAGUUGCUUUUCGGCUAAAGGGGUUUUUGCAGUGGCCGGGAGGUACCGAAAGUAAUCACAUUUUAAUAUUUAGUAAUAGUUGGACAGUGCUUCUCCAAACUUUCACCAUAUCAAACCCCCAUUUCUUCUGCUAUAACCAUCAAAUGCAUCGUACCUCAUUAGUUGCCUCUCCAUUUUCUCAGCAAAGGAGGGCGGAGGCCUGCAUGUACUAGGCGACGUUAAGAGGACACGUGCACACAUUGCAUGUCACUCCUGUGCACACGUCACGUAAUGACAUGAUCCAGGCUGGAGGAGAUAUAAGAGGUCACGAUAGAGGUGUCACUAAGAAUGGAAGAGGGGGUUUCCAGAAGCGCUGAUGUUGUCGUUUCCUUGGUGAUGAUGAAGAAGCCUGCUUCCUUUUUUCGAGUCAAGAAUACUCCGUUUUACCUCCCAGAGUAGCCCUUGUUUCAGUACCUCAUCUCGGCCUCGGGUUUUUCUUUUUUUCUUUGUGGACAAACCUUUCUGGUGAUGAGAGUGAAGGGAAUCGCUUCGUAAACACCCGUUCAAGCCUUCUCUUUUCCUCGUUGCUGCUACAGCACUGGGUCACUGGCCCAACAUCUCAAAACACACACCGUCUGAUUUUAACCUCAACGCAACCAAUCGGAGCCGAUCAAGUGUCACAAAGUUUCUAACUGGCAACCCGCCUCAUGACGGGGGCGCUUUUGAAUGCAGUUACCCUUUCCCAUGGAAAUCAUCAUGUUUGUCAUGUCACUCACAUAUGUAAUGUUUCCUGGCGUUCAUCAUAUUAUUUUUAUUUUUUUUUCCUCUGUGAAUUCUCAUUCUCCCCCUCGCAUGCAUAUUUCUGUACGAGUUCAUAAAUAUGUUUAAUCCCAUGUAAUCGAUUUUGUUUUGAAAUUUAAUUUGAUCACCUUUUCACGUGUCUUUAUUUAUUUUGAUUUGUGUCUUGUGACAUGGAAUUUGCAUAUCCGUUUGUAAAAAACAAUAUAUAAAAAAAGAAGAAGAAUUGUAAAGGUCCUCUAAUGUUUUUGGUUGGAUAUUUAUGAAUGGAUCUAACGAUUCAUUCUCAAUUUUAAAUCAAAUUUUUAAACGUCUGGAAAGUUGUUACAUGGGUUGUAAAAAGUGAAUUAUCUCCACACAUACGAAGCCAGGCAGUUCCAAGCUCACGACCCUCAAACUGUUCCAUGUUUUGAUUUAUUUUCUCAGCCCACAUGUUUAUAUUUCUGUAUGUAAAGUCUCCAUAAUCAUCUUCACCAGAAGACGGCGCUGAAGACGUGAACUUGUCUGUCUUCACUGUUCACUGUGUCUUUUGGGUGUUGUUGGACUUGCAAACCCGAAGGGGAGGGGAGAAAGUGGGUGUUACGAUUUUUAGCCUUGGUGUCCCUUGUAUAAAAUUUAAAUAAAGUACUAUUAUAUAUCAUCUAA